AAGACCACAUGUUGUAUGCCUACCUUUAUUUGAAAUGUCCAGACUAGGUAAAUUCAGAAAGUAGUUUCUAGGGAAACGGUUUGGGGAGAGGCAGUUAGGGAUAGCGAUGGCUAAAAGGCUAACAUUUCUUUUUGAGAUGAUAAUAUCCUAAAAUGCGUGACGAUUACUAAAAAAACAUUGAAUGACAUACUACUAAAGUAGUAUUAAAACUGUUAUUAAAAAGAUAAAGUAGGGCCAUGACUUAUUUCAUUAAUUUAAAAUUUGGAUUGAAAGCCCCAACAUUGCUAUUCCUUGCUAAAUCCUUGCGGCCAACAACUCGGGGGUUCAUGGACAGGCACAGGUUUUCGAGUGUCCAGUAUUGAAAUGCAGCAGCAAUGCAGUGCUUAGUCAUACAGGGCUCCGUGGACUGAGUCCUAGCAGAGCCUCCGGGCGGGCCGCGUCUCCUCGGGUCACCGCGCGCCCCUCCUCCGGCCUGAGUCACGGCGUCGCCGGAGUCCCCACGCCAGGAUGCGGCGGUGAGGCGGCCGGGACGCGGCGGGCCCUGGGGCGCAGCGUCGGCUGUCGGCCGCCCAGCGGCGCCGCUCGCUCGGGAAGCCAGGCCCGCGGCCGCGCGCUCAGGGCCGUCCGCCUUCCCGGCCGCUCGGGACUGCUGGGGACUGGGCGCCGGCCUGCGGCCCUCGGGCCUCCAUGGCGUUCAUCCGGAAGAAGCAGCGCGAACAGCAGCUACAGUUCUACUCCAAAGAGAGGUUCUCCUUGCUGCUGCUUAACCUGGAGGAGUACUACUUUGAGCAGCACACAGCUUAUCAUGUUCAGCACAGGGGCAGCCACGAGGAAAGGAAAAUCAGAGGCUCCUUAAAAAUAUGUUCAAAAUCAGUGAUUUUUGAACCAGAAGCAGUAUCUCAACCCAUCCUUAAGAUUCCUUUGAGAGACUGUAUAAAAAUAGGAAAACAUGGAGAAAAUGGAGCCGGUAGACACUUGGCAAAGGCAAAAUCUUGGGGCAUUUCACUCAUUUUUAGUCAGGUAUAUUUUAUUAAAGAACACAAUAUCGUUGCACCAUAUAAGAUAGAAAGGGGCAAAAUGGAAUAUGUCUUUGAACUGGAUGUUUCAGGGAAGGUAGAGGAUGUUGUGGAGACAUUGCUGCAGCUGCACAGAGCAUCCUGUCUUGACAAGCUAGGUGACCAAACCGCCAUGAUAACAGCUAUCCUGCAGUCACGUUUGGCUAGGACAUCCUUUGACAAAAAUAGAUUCCAAAGUGUUUCUGAAAAGCUCCGUAUGGAAUGCAAAGCAGAAAUGGUGACGCCACUGGUGACAAAUCCUGGACACGUGUGCAUUACGGACACUAACCUGUAUUUUCAGCCUCUCAAUGGGUACCCGAAACCUGUGGUCCAGAUAACACUCCAAGAUGUCCGCCGCAUUUACAAAAGGAGGCAUGGCCUCAUGCCUUUGGGCUUGGAAGUAUUUUGCACAGAAGACGAUCUGUGUUCCGACAUCUACCUAAAGUUCUAUGAGCCUCAAGAUAGAGAUGACCUCUAUUUUUAUAUUGCCACCUACCUAGAGACCCAUGUUGCGGAGCACACCGCUGAGAGCUACAUGCUGCAGUGGCAGCGGGGAUACCUCUCCAACUACCAGUACCUCCUCCACCUCAACAACCUGGCCGACCGCAGCUGCAACGACCUCUCCCAGUACCCCGUGUUUCCGUGGGUAAUAAAUGACUACUCCAGUGCACAGUUAGAUUUGUCAAAUCCUGGAACAUUCAGAGAUCUCAGUAAACCAGUGGGAGCCCUAAAUCAGGAGCGGCUGGAGAGACUCCUGACACGAUACCAGGAAAUGCCUGAGCCGAAGUUCAUGUAUGGAAGUCACUACUCUUCCCCAGGCUAUGUGCUCUUUUACCUUGUUAGGAUUGCACCAGAGUACAUGCUGUGUUUACAGAAUGGAAGAUUUGAUAAUGCUGAUAGAAUGUUCAACAGUAUUGCAGAAACCUGGAAAAAUUGUUUGGAUGGCGCAACGGAUUUUAAAGAGUUGAUUCCAGAAUUCUAUGGUGAGGACAUCAGCUUUUUAGUCAAUAGUCUGAAGUUGGAUUUGGGAAAGAGACAAGGAGGGCAGAUGGUUGAUGGUGUGGAGCUUCCCGCGUGGGCCUCCAGUCCCCAGGACUUUCUCCAGAAGAGCAAGGAUGCCCUGGAAAGCAGUUACGUCUCUGAGCACCUUCAUGAAUGGAUCGAUCUGAUAUUCGGCUAUAAGCAGAAAGGGAGUGAGGCUGUGGGGGCCCAUAAUGUAUUUCAUCCCUUGACCUAUGAAGGAGGAGUAGACUUGAACAGCAUUGAGGAUCCUGACGAGAAAGUAGCCAUGCUGACCCAAAUUUUGGAAUUUGGGCAGACACCAAAACAGUUGUUUGUAACACCACAUCCUCGAAGAAUCACCCCCAAGUUUAAAAGUUUAUCCCAAACCUCCAGUUAUAUUGCAUCUAUAACAGAUUCCCCAGUCUCUCCAGGUGAAGAGUCAUUUGAAGACCUGACUGAGGAAAGCAAAAGUCUAGCCUGGAAUAACAUCACCAAGCUGCAGUUACAUGAGCAGUAUAAAAUCCACAAAGAGGCAGUCACAGGGAUAGCAGUGUCUUGCAAUGGGUCUUCAGUCUUUACUACAUCACAAGAUUCCACUUUGAAGAUGUUUUCUAAAGAAUCCAAAAUGCUACAGAGAAGUAUAUCAUUUUCCAAUAUGGCUUUAUCAUCUUGUUUACUUUUGCCAGGAGACGCCACUGUCAUAAGUUCUUCUUGGGAUAACAAUGUCUACUUUUAUUCCAUAGCAUUUGGAAGAUGCCAAGACACAUUAAUGGGACAUGAUGAUGCUGUUAGUAAGAUCUGUUGGCAUAAUGACAGGCUGUAUUCUGCAUCUUGGGACUCUACAGUGAAGGUGUGGUCCGGUGUUCCUGCAGAGAUGCCAAGCACCAAAAGACACCAGUUUGACUUGCUGGGGGAGCUGGAGCAUGAUGUCAGUGUAAAUACAAUCAGUUUAAAUGCUGCAAGCACACUGCUAGUUUCUGGCACCAAAGAAGGCAUGGUGAAUAUUUGGGACCUCACCACAGCCGCCUUAUUACACCAGGUCUCAUGUCAUUCAGGGACUGUAUGUCAUACUGCUUUUAGCCCAGAUAGUCGCCAUGUCCUCAGCACUGGAACAGAUGGUUGUCUGAAUGUGAUCGACGUACAGACGGGGAUGCUCAUCUCCUCCAUGACCUCAGAAGAGCCCCAGAGGUGCUUUAUCUGGGAUGGAAAUUCUGUUUUAUCUGGAAGUCAGUCUGGUGAGCUGCUUGUCUGGGAUCUCAUUGGAGCAAAAAUCAGUGAGAGAAUCCAGGGCCACACAGGUGCUGUGACGUGCAUAUGGAUGAAUGAACAGUGCAGCAGUGUCAUCACAGGAGGGGAAGACAGACAAAUUAUGUUCUGGAAAUUGCAGUAUUAAGUGCCUUUUCCUCUCUGACAAUUAAGUUGAACUCUUAAGGUAUUUUUAAACCAGACUUUUAAAUGGUGAAUGUGCAAUGAUAGUAAUUAGAAGUUUUACCACAUAAAAAAUUUGUGGUUUAAACUUUCUAAACCAUGGUUGAUUUCAUUCAAAGCCAUUCACUGUCAUCCUUUAAGGCAGACAAAAUGUGGCAGUGUUAGGGAAGAGAACAUUACAUUCUAAGGCAGAGGACUAUCACAAUGUGAUAAUGGUUAGAAGACUGUACUGGGUGGUAGAGGGAAGCAAAGAGAUACAAAAUUGGGCUGGGAACUCAUUGACCAGCUCAGUUUGCAAGGUGCAGUGUCCGCUGAUCUUCUUGGUCUCCCACAGUUGCUGCCACGGGGUUCUUAGUGUGUAUGUUUUCAUGGAUGGAUGGAUGAACUUUCUGUGAUGCUGUAUACCAGAUUCUAAGAACCUGGAAAGAAAUAGUCGUUCUUAUAACUGUACGUUUACUGUGUAUAGGAAUGGUUUAUAUUUCAUUAAGCUACUAAAUGUUCAUCUUUUCUACAUUAAAAUAUUUUUCUGUAAAGAAGGUA
Molecule: messenger RNA, 4025 nt
Organism: Nannospalax galili (Upper Galilee mountains blind mole rat)
Lineage: Eukaryota; Metazoa; Chordata; Mammalia; Rodentia; Spalacidae
Gene: Nsmaf
Product: neutral sphingomyelinase activation associated factor
Exons: 31
Coding region: 688-3450 (920 amino acids)
Molecular function (GO): protein binding
Source: RefSeq, a predicted model, not a curated record